This is a messenger RNA of Blepharisma stoltei, 1662 nucleotides long. Lineage: Eukaryota; Ciliophora; Heterotrichea; Heterotrichida; Blepharismidae. The record is from the annotation of a GenBank genome assembly.
AUGAACAAGUAUGAAGUUAUUGGAGUCGUAGGCGAAGGAGCCUACGGAGUCGUAUUAAAGUGCAAAAAUAAAGAAACAGGUGAGAUAGUCGCUAUCAAAAAAUUUAAAGAAAGUGAAGACGAAGAAGCUGUAAAAAAAGCUACAAUAAGAGAAGUCAAAAUCCUAAAAAUGCUCAACCAGGAAAAUAUAGUUGCCUUAAAAGAAGCGUUUCGCAGACAAGGCAAACUCUAUCUGGUUCUAGAAUACGUCGACCAAAACUUACUAGAAAUCCUUGAGAGCAGCCAGAAUGGGAUUGAGCCCCAAAAAGUAAAAAGCUACAUCUAUCAGUUAUGCAAAGCCAUAGAUUACUGUCAUAGACAAGAAGUUAUUCAUAGGGAUAUUAAGCCUGAGAAUCUACUAAUUUCUCUAGAUCACAAAUUAAAAAUUUGCGAUUUUGGUUUUGCAAGAACAAUCGGGAAUUAUGGCCAAUUAACGGAUUAUGUAGCAACUAGAUGAUAUAGAUCUCCUGAGCUUCUAUUAGGAGGGAAUUAUGGGAAAGAGGUAGAUAUAUGGGCAAUUGGCUGCAUAAUGGGCGAACUCGCAGAUGGACAGCCUCUAUUUCCUGGGGAAAAUGAAGUUGAUCAGCUUUAUGUUAUUCAAAGAGUUCUCGGAGCUUUGACACAAGAGCAGCAGGAAAAAUUUCAGACAAACCCAAGGUUUUUAGGACUCAAAUUUCCAGAGAUAAAUAGGCUUGAAACGCUGGAAAAGAAAUAUCUCGCAAAGCUGGGUCCUUUAGCUAUUGACUUUAUGAAAUGCCUGCUUGCAAUGGAUCCACGAGAAAGGCUAAAUUCAACUGAAGCUCUUCAACAUCCAUAUUUUGACGAUCUACGAGGUCACAGUCCACAAGAAAAAAGUGCUCCUUCACUUUUUAUUAAAACUGAAACCAGUAAAGCGAAAAGUCGAAUUAUUCCUUUACAAAAUGUAGUCAAACCUUCCAAAGGUUUUUAUUUCCCAAAGAAUCAGCCAACUCCAACAGAAAACCGUGGCGCUUAUAUGAGGGCGAAAGAUGAAAACUCUUUUUCAUCAACGCCUCACAUAAAAGAGCCUCAAAGUAUCCCUCAUUACGAUACAAAAUUUGACCAAAGAGGUUUUAAAGGAUCUGAUGGCCGCGCCAAAACGAGGACUACUAAUUUAGUUUCUGAAUCAAAUGAGUUCGAUCCGCCUACAUUUGAAAAGCAGCGAUCGAGGGACUUCUUAAAAUUCGAUGAUGGCCGUACCAAGAAGAAAAAUUUAUCCGAAGAAAAAAUGUUUAAUAUUCAUGAAGAGGAUAGCAAAAUUUCAACAAAAUAUAUGCCAAGAAAGAAAAGCAAAGGGCAGACCUAUGAGUUUCCUUAUGAUGGAGGACUCCAAAGGCAGUCCCACACUCGUGGCCAACUAAAACAAAAUUUCGAAACUGAUCCUAAUUUUCAGUCAGCAAGAGCACUCCCACAAAUACAUAAUCCUAACCCUUAUAUUGAUUUUAACCUAAAAAAGCACAACUAUAGAACUGAAGAAAGUCCAGAUCAAGGAGGCGGCCCUCAUUUGAUAACUGCUUUUCAAGGGUUUGAAGAGCCAUAUAAUUUCCAGAGAAAUAACAAAGUGUACAACUUUGAAGUCCAUUCAAGGCAAAGAGCUUUUUAUUAA